AUGCAUAAAAGUCAAAUCUAAAAAUUAUAAUCCAUAAAAACUUAAGCCAAGAAAGAAAUAGAAAACCCCAAAAGAAAUUUUUUUAAACUACCUUCCCCAAAGAAUUUUUAAUGGUUCUAAAAUUCAUUGAGACUCAAGUACUAUCAGUGUCCCUACUUAGAAGAUUUAGAUGCCCAAAUCGAAAUGGGUGGCAACAAUACACAUUCUUAAUUGGCCUUCUUACAAACGCUUAUCAAUAAGAGUUAUGAAAAUAAAUUCAAUGAGCCAAGAGAUUCCCCAUAAUUAUGUUAUGCCUCAGAACACAUAUUUAAAAUGCUUCCAUAAUCAAUAAAUAGAUCAAGUAGUCUCUUACUUCGCUCAAGCAGUUAAGGGAAUGUUGCCAAUUCUUCAUAAUCCAAUAAUAAAAUUGCAGAUCCACAAAUUAACAAAAUUAAAUCAUUUUUAGAGAAAACCAAAACCUUUAAGACUACUGUAGACCAAAAAAGUUAGCUCAGACCAAGAAAUUAAAUAUUAAAAUCAAAAGUUUGUCAAAGUAAGUUAAAAUAAAAUUUCGUCAAUUAUAAAAAUUGCGAAGAAAGUAAAAACAAUUUGGAUUCAAUGAGCCAAAUAUCAAAAUAAUAAAUCUCAUUUCUAAUACAUGUAUUUAUAUUUAUUAUAAUCAAGUAUCAUCCAGAGAUAGCAUUGAAUCAAUCUAUAUAUUAGAAUGAAUAUAUACAUAUAAAUUAUUAUUAAAUCACUUUAAAGGCAUAUUUGCAAAAAAAUGCAAAAUUAACUCUAAUAUAAAAGAUUUUCAUAGAAUCUAUUUAGAACACCUGCCAAUAUCAGAACAAGAUUAUAACUUUUACCAUUUGUUCUGAAAAUCAAUUUCCUCUUUAAAAUAUGGUAUAGGUUUUUCAUGUUCCAAAAUUAUUAGCGAAGUGCAAUAUUGUUCAGUUUUAAUAUAAACGAUUUUGGAAUGAAUUUAAUAUGAUAAAUUUUUAUUAAUACUCUUUCUGUUUUUUUCAUCAAUUUUUCUUUAAAUUUGGUUCAAUUUUGCGAUCUUUCUUAAUUUAAAAUCGAUAACAAUUAUUCUUCACUUUAAUUUUUAAAUGUUAAAUCUAUGAGAUCAGAAGAAAAAUAAUUAAAUGA
Molecule: messenger RNA, 1128 nt
Organism: Paramecium octaurelia
Lineage: Eukaryota; Ciliophora; Oligohymenophorea; Peniculida; Parameciidae
Source: the annotation of a GenBank genome assembly